Coccomyxa subellipsoidea C-169 is the source of this 684-nucleotide messenger RNA. RefSeq lists its product as hypothetical. The coding region runs from base 1 to 684 and encodes 227 amino acids. The record is from RefSeq and is a predicted model, not a curated record. NCBI's taxonomy places the organism in Eukaryota, Viridiplantae, Chlorophyta, Trebouxiophyceae, Coccomyxaceae. The transcript has 3 exons.
AUGUUCAGAGGGACAUACAUGGGGAGCUCUUGGUCAGACUUUGGGCCUGUGAGGGACGUAUGGGUCGAGGCUUUCGGCACAAAACCAUAUGUUGUGCACACACUGGCCAUUGCAGGUGACACAGUGCAGCGCCUAUUGUGGCGGCUCAAGAACGGCGAGCUGCCGAGGAAGAAGCAUCCUCGUGUUGCUGUGGUUCUGAUCGGCUCAAAUGACUUGGCCAGCCCCGAGCGAAUGCCCACAACCCAGAUAGUGGGAAUGGCGGUGCUGCCAAAGGGAGAGACGUGGCCGAACACAUGCAGCAAAGCAAUCACUGCUGCCAAUGCACGGCUGAAGGCUUAUGCAAGGGCCAACAGCCUGUGGCUGCACUAUCUUGACGUGGGAGACAAGUUUCUGACCCAUGUGGACAAUGGGAAUGGGCAGCAGGACAUUGUCCCCUCUCUGCUCACCGCUGACACAGUCAGCCCCAGUUUUUAUGGGAUGCGAGUCAUUGUGAAAGAGCUUGUCCCCCUGAUCGACGUCCUCAUUGCACAAAAGCCCAGCAAGCCCAAGACCGCCCAGGACGGCAGCAAAAUCCACAGAGGUGAAAGGAGAAAAGUGACAAGGCUGGAACGCGCCGGCAGGCGGAAAAGCAUGAGGGACAAAGCAUCUGCCCAAAGGAAAGAGGAACUGGACAGCGCAUAUUAA